Molecule: messenger RNA, 1791 nt
Organism: Drosophila takahashii
Lineage: Eukaryota; Metazoa; Arthropoda; Insecta; Diptera; Drosophilidae
Gene: Pus10
Product: Pseudouridine synthase 10
Biological process (GO): tRNA pseudouridine synthesis
Molecular function (GO): pseudouridine synthase activity; RNA binding
Source: RefSeq, a predicted model, not a curated record
CUCGAGCUCCGAGUGUGACCAGACGAGUCGAACGGUUGACAGCUGUCAGCUGACGGUGUUGGUAAGCGCGCGAACUGCUCUCCACGUUUUGUUUAUAAAAUUGAAUUUAACGAGAAGCCAUGAAAAACCAGGAUUUGGUGGAUUACUUGAGGUCCUGCGGGGUGUGCGAAGUUUGCCAGCUGCGUUACCUGAAGGCCAGGGGCACGGAGUACAGGGACAUCAAGGAAACCCUGCAGAAGUUGGACGUAAAGCUGAAUGAAAAUGUGGAGAACGGAGAAGGAAACGAGGAGCAACCGGCCAAGAAAGCCCGCCUGGGCAUUUGUGCCACCUGUUUGGGCCUGUUCUCAAAGGAUUUUCAGACGGAGCUUCUCGGAGGCAUUCUGGCCUCGGACUUUGGCAAAUACGAUUGCCAGAAAAUCGUGCUCGCCAUAAGUUUGCCCAUGUCGCUGCAACUGAGGCAGUUGGCCAUGUGGUUCGCCCUGCAGAGGAAAUUCGGAGCAGACAUAGACGGCACCAAUCCGCCAGAUGUUCCCAUAAAGGAGGCUGUUAAACUGAUCCUGCACCCUAUAAUCUGCGAAAAGCUGGCCAAGGAGUACGAUGCCAAUGGCCUGAUGAUCAAUAUAGAUCUCACGCACAAACUGGAGGGCGAGGAGGUGGAGAAGCUGGUGAAACUAAACAAGGAGGCCUUUCCCGCCAAGGCUGCGUACCAGAAACGCAUUGAAAUCUCGAGGGGAUUGCUGGAGAAACAGUAUCAGCCGUCUAAGGUGCGGGCGGAAACCUUUGAGAAAUACUUCCAGAUUCCCUGCUCCAUCGUAGACGAACCUCUAAGGCUAACUUCCAUAGAUCUGCAGGGACCCCUGGUUUGUGUGGCUGGCAGAUACCGAAAGCUGAGCCGGGAACUCUCGCACACUCCCUGGAUCCUGAAUGGCCAACGACUGAUGGAGGACAGUAUCGAGGAAAUCAUCAUCAGGCACGUGGGUCCCCACUUCACAGAGAAGCUGGACAAGAUCACCUUUAUGUCCAGCGGCAGGGAAGAUGUGGAUGUUCGUUGUUUGGGCAAGGGCAGACCCUUUGUUUUGGAAAUACCCAAUGCCAUAAGGAGUAGCUUGAGCAAGGAGCAGGCCUUCAAGAUGGAACGGGCUGUGGAUGCCUCUGAAAAAGUGUCCAUACUUAAUCUACAAGUCGUGGCCAGAGAAGAAUUAACCCACAUAAAGACGGGAGAAGAACUGAAGAAGAAAUUCUACCGCGCUCUUUGCGCUUUGAAGGAGCCCGUUUCAGUGGAGAUCCUGGAGAAACUGCAAAUCUUAAAGAGCUUCGAUAUUCAGCAAAAGACGCCCAUCCGAGUCCUUCACCGUCGCCCUCUGCACACGCGUCCUAGAACGAUUUACAGUGUUAAGGCAAUGGUGCAGAGGGGGAAUCCCAAAGCUUUGGUCAUCGAUAUCGUCACUCAGGCGGGCACCUACAUAAAGGAGCUGGUUCACGGCGAAUUCGGCCGAACCACGCCUUCAUUGUCCUCGAUCAUAGGACAACCCAUCGACAUUCAAGCACUGGAUGUGGUAGGAAUCGAUUUGGAUUGGCCCCCCGCGGUAGAUAACUCAAUUCACGAGGAGUAGCGAUGUUAGUUUUGGGUAUUUCUUAAUUGUUAAAUAUUUUAAAGCCUAAGCUCAUAAGCAUAAGUAAGAAGAUAUGAUUAAAGGUAAUCUUUCUGCCUUCGAAAACUUAAAAGUUCUUUUAAAACUUUGACCUGCAUUAAAAAUAAACAUUUUAUAACACAAGCUGUGCAAAUUUAAA